CACUGAUAGGCAGCAAUGAUGGGCACUGAUAGGUGGCACUGAUAGGCAGCACUAAUGAGGUGGCACUGAUAGGCAGCACUGAUAGGUGGCACUGACUGGCACAACUGCUGGUCACUGACUGGCAGCACUGUUGGGCACUGACUGGCGGCACUCUGGGCUGCACUGAUGGGCACAGGUGGGUGGCACUGAUGGGCACAGGUGGGCGGCACUUCUGCGCACAGGUGGGUGGCACUGCUGGGCACAGGUGGGUGGAACUGCUGAGAACUGGUAAUUGCAUUUCCCAGGGACCAGCGUGUCAUUGGACACGGCUGAUCACGUGG
Staurois parvus is the source of this 320-nucleotide messenger RNA. Lineage: Eukaryota; Metazoa; Chordata; Amphibia; Anura; Ranidae. The record is from the annotation of a GenBank genome assembly.